This is a messenger RNA of Hevea brasiliensis (rubber tree), 1185 nucleotides long. RefSeq names its product endo-1,3;1,4-beta-D-glucanase. Lineage: Eukaryota; Viridiplantae; Streptophyta; Magnoliopsida; Malpighiales; Euphorbiaceae. The transcript is spliced from 9 exons. The coding region runs from base 246 to 965 and encodes 239 amino acids. The record is from RefSeq and is a predicted model, not a curated record. Gene Ontology annotation, molecular function: hydrolase activity.
UUAAAGUGAGGACUGCAUUAAGCAAAAUAUGUUAUCAGAGAGAGUCGGCUUAUGACGUAAACUACUUAUCCAUCACCCAGCUGCUCAUUGUAAUAGCAACUGUAGACUCUGAUGUUCUCUGCUGGGUUUGUUCCUUCUCAGUGCUGAGUCACAAACUUGACCUGAUCAAAAGGAAUAAAGAAAGAACACUGCUCAACUGGUAUGCUUCUGAUGUACUACUUGAUUCAAGAGGAGAAGAUAAGAAAAUGUCCGGACCUCAGUGCUGUGCUAACCCACCAACUCUAAACCCAGCCAGCGGCGCAGGCCAUGUUGAGAAAGUGGGCGGCCUCAACUCCUAUGUCACUGGCCCUUCUGACUCUAAGCUCGCCAUUAUUCUUAUCUCUGAUGUUUAUGGAUAUGAAGCUCCAAACUUGAGGAAGUUAGCAGACAAGAUUGCAACUACAGGAUUCUAUGUUGUAGUUCCCGACUUCUUCUAUGGAGAUCCUUAUUCCCCUGAUAAUGCCGAGAGACCCAUACAAGUUUGGUUAAAGGAACAUGCGCCUGAGAAGGGAUUUGAAGAUGCCAAACCUGUUGUUCAAGCUCUAAAGAGUAAAGGUGUAUCUGCAAUUGGAGCUGCAGGCUUUUGUUGGGGUGCCAAGGUGGUGGUUCUACUAGGUAAACCUGAGUUUAUCCAAGCUGCUGUGCUGUUGCAUCCUUCAUUUGUCUCUGUAGAUGAUAUCAGGGCGGUUGAGGUUCCUAUUGCAAUACUAGGAGCCGAGAAUGACCAUCUUUCUCCUCCAGCACUUCUGAAACAAUAUGAAGAGGUCCUAGCUGCUAAACCUGAGGUUGACCGCCAUGUGAAGAUAUUUCCCAAGGUCGCUCAUGGUUGGACAGUGAGGUAUAAUGUUGAAGAUGAAACUGCUGUGAAACCUGCAGAGGAGGCCCAUGGAAACUUGUUGGAGUGGUUCACCAAGUAUGUUAAGUGAAUCACUAGUGAAAACAAUAAAGAUUACGUAUGUUAUGUAGAACUUAUAGUCUUGGCCGGUUAAGAGUACUGCAGUAUAUUAUUAUGGUGUUAAAUAAAAGGCUGAAUAGUUGUUGAUGAUGGAAUUGUAAGAGUAGAAAUUUGGCAAACUAUGGAAAGUCUGUUGCAAGCGUUGGACAUAUGUGCAAUAAAUCUGGAGGAAUGUGUUUCCAGUUUGCAAA